CUUUGAAGGUCAAACAGACAGAGACGACUAAGAAGAAUCUAUCAUAUCUAGUUUUUUAAACUCUUGAUUGUUAAAAGUAGUGUUGAGUAAGACAUGUGAUUCUAGUGUGUAGCGUGCAGUGUUUAGAUUCUUUGGUAUGUGAACCGGAUAUUGUUUAUUACCUUUGUGACUCGGUGCACAGUUCAUAAGUGUAAGACAUGUUGCCGGAUACCAGUAGCCAGGAACCGAAAGUUAAAGAGGGUUCCAGUCAGAAAAAGCCGGCCAAGAAACGGUCAACUAAGUCUAAGGAAAGAGGCCAGACCACAGUAGAAAACCUAGUUCGUCCAUUCAUUCUGAAAGAUGAGGACUACAAACGGCUCAUGGACAUCAUGCUGGGGGAGUUCAACAAAGGGCUCGGGAAGGAGACCAACCCCACCGCUAAGGUCAAGAUGUACCCCACCUACGUCAGGGACGUCCCCGACGGAUCAGAAAAUGGGAAUUUCCUAGCAUUGGAUUUGGGUGGGACAAACUUCCGGGUUUUACUCAUAAACCUGAAUGGUCAGGAAGUGACCAUGGAGAGCAAGAUCUACCUGAUCCCCCAGCACAUCAUGACCGGCACCGGUGAACAAUUGUUUGACCACAUCGCAGAAUGCAUCCACAAAUUCAUGAGCAACCACGAUCUCUUGAAGGAGAAAAUUCCCCUGGGAUUCACCUUCUCCUUCCCCUGUAAACAGAUAGGUUUGAACCACGCCAUCCUGACACAGUGGACAAAAGGCUUCAAAUGUGAGGGGGUGGAAGGGGAGGAUGUGGUCAGACUCCUCCACGAAGCAAUCAAAAGGAGGGGGGAUAUAGAUGUGGAAUGCUUAGCUGUGAUAAACGAUACAGUUGGUGCACUGAUGUCAUGUGCACACAGUGACCGAGAUUGUGCAAUAGGUCUAAUUCUAGGCACAGGAACUAAUGCUUGCUACAUUGAAAAACUAGAAAAUGUGGAAUUAUGGGAUGGGGACUACAAUGAACCAAAGCAGGUCAUGAUCAACACAGAGUGGGGGGCGCUGGGAGACGAUGGGUGUCUGGACUUUGUCAAGACCGAGUAUGACCGACAGGUGGACAAACACUCCAUUAACCCAGGCAGACAAAUAUAUGAAAAAAUGAUCUCUGGUAUGUACAUGGGAGAAAUCGUCAGACUGGCCCUGGAGAAGCUACGGAAGCAUGGACUUCUGUUCGGCGGGAAAGGAUCAGAAGAACUAUCCACCAGGGGGCGCUUCUACACAAAAUAUGUUUCAGAAAUUGAAAGUGAUGUAGAUGAUCACUUCAAGAACACCAAACAGGUGUUUGAGGAAUUGGCUCUAGAGAAAUAUUCCGAUGAGGACUGUCGGAUCGCUCAGUACGUCUGCUCCUUGGUGUCCACACGGGCAGCUUUCCUAGCCUCCGUUGGCGUGGCUGCUCUCCUGAAUAAGAUGGACCGACAGGAUGUGACGGUGGCAGUUGAUGGGUCCCUGUACAGAUUCCACCCCCACUUCCAUGAUCUCAUGGUGGAAAAAAUUCAGCAACUUGUAAAACCUGGAAUUAAGUUUAAACUAAUGUUGUCACAUGACGGCAGCGGAAAGGGGGCAGCCAUUGUAACAGCUGUAGCCAAUCGACUACGAGAGUCGGGGAAAGAGAGUAUAGGAGAAAAUGGACUAGAAAACUAACAAAAAUUCCAUAUUUGUUUACAUUGCAAUACCUACUUUAAUGAUAAUCUCUACAAAUUAAAAGAGGGAGCAUCUUUCCCCUAUAGAGAUUACUAGUAGCAUUGGGGUGGAGAUGUUCCCCUUUCUCAGAAAUCUCAAGCAUGGUUGCCAUCCAGCCCCCAGUUUGUGAGAUCAGCUUGCUUUUAUUUUAUAUAAAAUAUUAAAGGUAUUGAUGUGCUGAACUCUCGUACUGCUCCUCAGUAUUGCGCAAUUCUGUUUCCAAGUCAUAGCUAUUUUUGGUUGCCAGAGCACAUCAAUAAUGCACUCUGUGCAAAGGAAUCUCAAGUAGAUCGCACGUCUGCUUGCUAUGUCAAAUAUAUUAGUCUAUUCGUGAUGAAAGUAUUUUUUUUUACAAUUGAGUUUCUUUUUUUUUCUUGCAUUGUGUGAACACUGAACAAUAAAUCCAAAUAGAUGUACAUCCCCCAAAAAAGUUUUACAAAUUUUGUUUUUUGUUCUUUUUGCGAUCAUUGAAGCAUAAACUUAUUUUUUUUUUCAUGGACUUUUUGUUAUCCAUGGAAUUGUUUUUUAACUUGCUAUACAUGUUUGUUAUAUGACACAAAUUUCAUUAGAAGCUUUUUUAGUUACAAUUACUGAUACUGGUCAUUCAGAGUGGUCACAAGAUACCCUCUCCCUCAGCCAGUCAGUAAACUGUGGCUGGUCCAAACAACAGCCUCUGGGUGCAACCCAUCAUUAUAUCAUUUGUCCAUGCCCGUCCUACUAGAAGAAAAUAAAAAGCAUCACAUCAGGACCUACCUGAUGAGACGAUGUAGUUCAUUUCUUAUAGAUUGAAGAACUUCCAUACUUCUUUACAAAGAGAAAUUGGAUUUAUUUUUUCCUUGUUUUUAGGAUUGCAUUUUCUUCGUGGCUUAUGACCGAUUUGCUUUGUCCGUGUAUUUAGGAAGCAUCUAGCUACAUCUCUCACCGUUUAAAAUCAUUCAGCGGUCAAGCAUUUAGUUUAAGAAUAGGUUUGACAAGAGGCAUUAACUCUGAAACAAAAUUUAAAAAAUAUUGAAAAUAUCUGCAGAUUUUGACAAUGACUAUUAUUUUUCCUUUUUUGAAAGCCCAAAAUGUGAUAAUUAAAGGUUUAUCUAAUGUCUUUCUUGUUUGUUUUACGAACAUUGGUUCAUUUUUAUGUUAUUUAUAAAUUUUUAUACAAGUCCUGUGUAUUAUUAUGUUAAUAAUAUUGCAAAUAAAUGUAUAUAUCAAUUCUUUUAUAAAUGCAGUGAAAAUAUUAAAAGAUAGGAUUACCCGUGUCUUAAACCUUCCAUUUGCCUCAUUUGUGUUCAUAUUUAAUAUUUUUUGAGUCAUUUCUUACCAGACAUGACAUAGUUAAAAUAAUUUUUUCACUUAUCAUUAAAAAUAAACAGAAUGAUAUGGAAUCUCACAA
Messenger RNA from Magallana angulata, 3096 nucleotides. Its product is annotated as hexokinase-2-like. Gene Ontology annotation, biological process: glucose 6-phosphate metabolic process; intracellular glucose homeostasis; glycolytic process. Gene Ontology annotation, molecular function: ATP binding; fructokinase activity; D-glucose binding. Bases 198 to 1670 code for a protein of 490 amino acids. The transcript has 11 exons. Gene Ontology annotation, cellular component: cytosol; mitochondrion. The record is from RefSeq and is a predicted model, not a curated record. NCBI's taxonomy places the organism in Eukaryota, Metazoa, Mollusca, Bivalvia, Ostreida, Ostreidae.